AUGAGCAAGCCCUGGAUCUUUGUAUGCCCUUCGACCCGAGGAAUUGGCUAUGCUCUCACUCGACACCUCCUCCAGAAGACAUCCUUACCCAUCCUUGCAACAGCUCGGCUCCAACACGACCCAGAAACCAUAAAGAAAUCACUUCUCGAAGGUCUCCCCGAGGAACAAGGUCUCACCAAACGUCUGUCAAUAGUUCACGCGGAUGUCACAGACGAGGGAUCUCUCAUUAAUGCAGCUUCCAGGGCUGCUGAGCUGUUCCCCUCUGGCAAGUAUCACCUGCGGCUUGCGUGCGCGGUUCCUGGAGUCCUCAAACCCGAGAAGAAUGUCAACCAGAUAGACGCAGAGACUAGUUUGGAGCAGUUCCGCAUCAACACCAUGGGUCCUCUCCUCCUUAUCAAACACUUCGACAAGUUUCUCCCUAGGCGGAGUUCUGAGCUCGAAGACAGCCCCAACAGUGAUGAGGUAAAGAUGCCUCCUUAUUCGGUGUGGCUCAGUAUGGCAGCUCGAGUUGGCUCCACAUCAGAUAAUAGGGCUGGGGGAUGGUUCUCAUAUCGGGCGAGUAAGGCGGGAGUUAUCAGCCUGGGCAAGAGUUACGACAUAUUUCUGCGUGGGCGGAGUGGCGAUAAGGCCAUCUCCAUUGCCUAUCACCCUGGCACGGUCAAGACAGACCUGAGCAAGGGUUUCUGGGAGAGUACAAAGGAGGGCAAACUAUUCAGCCCUGAAUUCGCUGUCGACAGACUUGUAAAAGUCGCAACAGGCCUCCCCUUGGAAGGGCGAGGCAAGUGUAUGGACUGGAACAACAAGGAGAUCCUCCCAUAA
Molecule: messenger RNA, 819 nt
Organism: Fusarium mangiferae
Lineage: Eukaryota; Fungi; Ascomycota; Sordariomycetes; Hypocreales; Nectriaceae
Exons: 1
Coding region: 1-819 (272 amino acids)
Source: RefSeq, a predicted model, not a curated record